Messenger RNA from Menidia menidia (Atlantic silverside), 2021 nucleotides. The record is from the annotation of a GenBank genome assembly. Lineage: Eukaryota; Metazoa; Chordata; Actinopteri; Atheriniformes; Atherinopsidae.
CCAAGCUGAAGCCAUCUGUAGUUAUUUAUUUUUACAAGGAAGUUGUUAUGAGUCAUCCUCAAAAAACGAAAAAAGGACCAAGACAACUUAAACCAGAUAAACGAGUUUUUCCCCUCUGGAAAACCCAUGAUGCAAUAAACUGGGGAUUUUUUACCGCAGUUAUUAAAUCCCCAAAUAACGCGAGCAUUUGGUCGCAACCACGCCUUUGCUUUAUUUAUAGAAACAAAAAUAAGAUAAAGGUGAAAAAUAUUACUCAAGCGCCUUGCACGCACGCACGCGCGUGAGGCUACACUGCCUCAUAUUGAUAAGUGGCUGCCGGCUUGCUGGGCGACAGGAGUAGCCAUUGCCAAGCCACCUCUUAAUGAUGUUCAGGGCCCCACAUACCCUGACCUGGGCUUGCCCCUUAAGAUCUCUGCUGCUGUCAAGAGAAUCUCACCUGUCUGCUGUCUUUGAGCACAAUGGUCCUGGAUGGCAAGGAACAAGACGACUAAAAGACAGCAAAUGUGAACAAAUAAGUUGGAAGGGCAACAGCAGGGACAGAUCGUUGUUGCCCGCAAAGACUGCUAACCACUGGCCACGAUUGUCUUCUUUUGGCUUUAACUGCGAUCAGCUAAGAGAUGCUCUCCCGGAAAAGCUCUUAUCCAAAGGUAUUUUAGUGAACCACCCUCAGGUCUGUGCGAAAACCAAACUAGCAUCUAACUUUUUAAGCGCUGUGUGGCACAGUUUAAUCUACAGGACUUUCCAGCUGUGCUGGCGGAUGCCUUUGGAUUUUAGCCAGCCUCACCUCAGCUACAUCAGUAAAGUUCCACAUAACCUUCUCCAAAGUUAUCCACAUCGCAGACGGCACUCGAUUAGUCCCUAUGGUUUAUCAUCACAUAAGCUUUGGACUUUAAACGAGUUUGCCGGUAAACUGCUACGCCUAAGUCGGUCUUUUCACCAAGCCAGAGGGUUCCAUCAGGCCGCCCCACGUGUAGCAGACACUUGGAGAGACUGCCUAUCCCCGGAGAACGAAAACAGGUGUCGUCAGAGCCUGCGAGCUAACUGGAAGCUCUAUGAGAUGGACAAGGUGAGGAAAGGGGCAAGUCAGACAAAGGGAAAGAACCAGGGGAGGUGGGCCUCCAUCCUGGUCUGUCUCUGCACUGUUGAAGGGGAGCCGGCUUUUCUCUUUACUCUGCGCUCCAGCACACUGAAGGGCAGGCAUAAAGGAGAUGUCAGCUUUGCUGGAGGUAAGGGCGACCCGUCGGACAGAGAUGUGGUAGCCACGGCGCUGCGAGAAGCCCGGGAGGAGCUGGGUGUUCAUGUUGCAAACGAGAAGGUUUGGGGCGUCAUGAAGCCUCUCAGGGACACGUCAGGAAUGCUUAUCGCUCCUGUGCUUACUAACGUCGGACCGCUUGAGGAUUUGACCUUCAAACCAAAUCCUGAGGAGGUAGAGGAGAUCUUCACCUUGUCCUUGUCCCACCUUUACAACCCUCUGAACCGUGGCUACACACACUUCCGCACUGGCGACAAGUAUGGAUACACACUGCCAGUGUUUCGGAAUGGGAAACACAGAGUGUGGGGCCUGACUGCAGUCGCUCUGGACCAAACCCUGAAACUAAUUUUACCACCAGAGUAGCUCAUUCGUCCCCCUUUGGAGGUAACUUGAGCGUUACUAUGAGACGGGCACGCUGGCUUUGUGUAGCAAAAUCAUGUGGGAGACCAGCUAAAACAAAAUCUCCUGUCAAAUUAUUCAUUGGAUUUGAAGGAAGUAUAGAGGUCAAUAUUUAAAAGAAAAGAAGAAAAACCCUGUGUGAUCACACACAUAUAUGUGUGUGUGUAUGUGCGUGUUUUUUAAAAAUGUUUUCAUUACAAAUCCCUUAAUUUCUUUUCAGUCACAUGAUUUUCUUUGCAUCCUGUGUGUUUUUACUCCAGAUCAAACACAAACUGUUGGUAACACUGAAGUUACAGAUGCACAUUGUUAUGAUGGAGUGUGUGUGCCUGUGUGCAUGGAAGAAAAACGCAAUAAAAGUUAUUUUAGUUAC